AUGGUCGCCUCCUUAUUAUUUUUCGCCUUGAUCUCAUCGGCGUAUGCUUGUGUCCCUACUAUUCCUCCUACAACGACCGCACCAUGCUGCGGAAUGCUGUCUACCUCUGCACUGCCAAGAAGAGCACCAACAAAUUUGGACACAUUUGAGCAGUGUUCAAUUUUGAGGAGAAUGUCCUCAACGUGCCCAAUCGAUGGCGUCGUCUUCUGCGAUGCCGCUCCGGAUACAAAUCCCGAGGGGAUGCAAAUUCAAUUUUUCGACUCAACCGGAGCCGUGGUUAGGACGGUGACGAAUGGAGGGACCUCAUUGGCAGUAAAGGUUCAAUGUACCAAUGGCGUGUGGACGGUGCUGACCGGUGGGAAUCAAGUUGCAAUUUCUACCGUCUCGUGCGCCCAAACCGGAUCCCAGGGAGUCGAUGCCGGAUAUGUGCUCGGAUCGGCGAUCAGU
Messenger RNA from Mesorhabditis spiculigera, 447 nucleotides. NCBI's taxonomy places the organism in Eukaryota, Metazoa, Nematoda, Chromadorea, Rhabditida, Rhabditidae. The record is from the annotation of a GenBank genome assembly.